AGUUGUUUAGUAGGCUUUGGAGAUAAGCGAAGCUAUUUAAAUUCGUCUUAAUAUUCUUAAGCAGAUGACUAAAAAUUUUCUGUAGCGCAACUAAAAAAAAUACAAAAAAAUACAAAAAAAUCAACCAUUUGGAAUAAAAACGAAAAUCAAUAAAAAAUAGAAAAUUGCGAAACGAAAAAGAAGAAAGAAUGGCUCUAAAACGUUUGAAAUGUGAUCUCAGUCCAGAGCUAACGACCUGUCUAAAGCUCGCUGAUAAUGUCCGUCCCGAUUGCUGUCCGAUAAUCAAGCGCAUACCUUACGAUGCUGAGUGUUUCCUCAGAGACAUUGGCAAGGAGCUGAAGAAGCUGUACGAGCGUCACGCGCGCAGCUUUACGAAACGCAAACGUAUUAUGGAGCUGGCGGUGCCGCUGCGUCCCAGAUGCCGCUACUUGCCCAAAUGUGCGUGUCCAUUCAAAAAGACAAUCGAAAUCGUACCAGCGGAUCACCCCAUCCAUACACGCACCGAUCAAUUGGCACUGCCGACAGUUAGGCGCUUGCUUAGCCGUCGGGCCGAUGCCAUCGCGAACGGUGAUUUGAUUGGCGAGGGCAUCAUUAAUCGCUUGUUACGUUACAGUUAUAUGUCUUUGUACAGUCGCUUGUGCAAUGUGCAGCCGUUGGAGAAACCCAAAAAGAAGAAGAAGCUAACAGAGAAGCAAAUGAAGAUGAGGGAGAUGAAUAUCGCACGACUCGCUAAGCCACGUAAGCCGAGAACUCCACCGCCACUGGAUCGUAAAAAGGGACAAAUAGAUCAGCGGCGUCUUAAGAAACUGUCCCGUCCCAAGGUCAUUAUGGAGGACAUCAAGCCUGAAUGGGAGUUCACACCGGGCAUGCGUAAUUACAAAGCCUCGGAUCGUGUUAAGACUUUGGCUGAGCCAGUGGAUCGACCCAAUGUGCACACCAACGAAAAUCCUGGAAAAGUCUCACCCAAUGCACUUAAAUAUAAACCGAGUGAUCGCAUUAAGGAGAUGUCUCAGCCUCUGGCUAAGCACGAAGCCAAUUUGGGUCCGGCCGAUCUGAAGGACGAUCCGUUUUCCAUUUCACCAAACGCAUUAAAAUACAAGAUAACCACGCGUAUGAAGGAGUUGGCCGAGCCAAAGGAGUUCGAGAAUACGCACAUUCGGGAGAAUCCUUUUGCCAUCUCGCCGGCGGCGCUCAAGGCGAAGGCUUCGCCGCGACUCAUAGAACUGGCCAAGCCCAAAGGCUCGUAAGCCCAAA
Messenger RNA from Drosophila navojoa, 1254 nucleotides. RefSeq names its product Testicular haploid expressed gene (gene Theg). The record is from RefSeq and is a predicted model, not a curated record. NCBI's taxonomy places the organism in Eukaryota, Metazoa, Arthropoda, Insecta, Diptera, Drosophilidae.